Molecule: messenger RNA, 4562 nt
Organism: Sapajus apella (tufted capuchin)
Lineage: Eukaryota; Metazoa; Chordata; Mammalia; Primates; Cebidae
Gene: SLC35B3
Product: solute carrier family 35 member B3
Exons: 10
Coding region: 2985-4094 (369 amino acids)
Biological process (GO): transmembrane transport
Cellular component (GO): endoplasmic reticulum membrane; Golgi membrane
Molecular function (GO): 3'-phosphoadenosine 5'-phosphosulfate transmembrane transporter activity
Source: RefSeq, a predicted model, not a curated record
UCUUUUACGCUGUUCUCGAGGUCUCUGCAGAACUGUCAGUCACCUGAUUACAUCUAGACUUAACUGUAUUUGUAGUUAACCAUUUCCGGGUUCCGUGUUUAUUAAAUAGGGGCACUCCAGGGUACUCUCAAUCUCCAUGUGGCUUUCAGUAGAAUGUGAUUGUUCUUGCCGGGCUAUUAAGUUUAUGGCAUAAACUUCCACAAGAAGUUCUGCAAGUUUCCUCCAGUCUUUGCAACUGAAUUUUCUCCUCCAUCUUUUUAUUAUUUUUUGAGGAAUAUUGAAAGUAGAAGGUGGAAUGAUUUGGUGUGCUAACAAAAUCCUUUUAAAGUGUAGAGUAUCUGCAUUUUUUCAGCAUUAGGGUAUCAGAAGUCUAGAAUUGUUUCUUAAUUAAACGUUUUUCUAAGUGAAUUGAGAUAGUUUGGAACUUGGAGGAGGCAGCAUUUCAAAAUAAUUUAGCAUUAUUUUUACCUAAUUACUUAAAACAUAGAUUAAGUCUAAUGUUAACUUUUUCUCUUGAAAAAAAAAGAACAGUCUUCAAAAAUUAUGUUGUUUCUCCACCUUUGUGUAAUGAUGUGUAUACAAAGAAAUGAGAUGGAACCUUGUUUUUUUCUGUUUUGUAAUCAUACACCAUAGGCCCUGAUUGAUUACGAAGCGCAAUUAAUCAAGGCAUAAUGACAUGGCAAGAUUCUUUUAUUUGUAACUUUGAGCGUGGCAAAAUAUCGUUAGAGUCACGUUUUUUCAGAUUAAUGACACCAUAAUGACUUCUUUUUCCAUAUUCUACCUUUUUUGGUGUGGGACGUUUUUCCUUCCGGUUGGAAAACUCAAAAAUAAACUGAAAUCAUUGUGACUUCAGCAGGUCAUCGUAACUCAACAUUGUCACUAGUUAAUUUUAAUUUUUAUAUAUGCAUUGUAUGCCAGAAAUGCUACCUUUUUAUUCCAUUUUAGCAGUAGAAUAUCUGUGUUGACUUUAGGAAGAGGCCUCAGACAAUGAUACACACCUGUGAUUUUUGUUUUAACAUUUUAAUUUCAAGGAUUGCUGUGAACUUCCAAAGUAAAGCACAAUGUUAAUCAUUUAGUCUGAAAACUAAUUUUAAUUCCGUGCUUCAUUUUUGCCCCCUGCACCACAAGGACUUUGGCCCAUUUCUUUUUUAGAUGAUAGUUAAUAUUGGUCAUUAAUGUUUGAAGUGGAAGGGAUAUGGCAAACAUUCCCCAAUGAUCACAGUUGUUGGGUAUCAGGUCUUCAUCAGUCACGCUUUCUCACCAGUGAUGUUCUUAUUAAUACAACAGCGUUCUAAGUACAAGGCUUUGAAGGGCAGGUUUUAUGAGACUGAUAGGAAGCAAAUUUAUUUUCAUGUUCAUUUCAAAUGUUUUGUGGGGAAUUUCAGUAGAGAUGUUAGUAUUUUUGCACACAUGUAGAAAAGACAGUGCUAGAAAGAUUUAGUUCUGCACUUGGGGCCUAGAUCUGCAGCACAUAAAGUUGCCAAGAAGUGUAUUAGAAGCGGUAAAGUGUUGGAAGGGGGCAGAAUAACGUCAGUUAAAUAAAUGGUGCUUCUAAAGUAUGAUAAAGUCCUUCAUUUAAUCUUAUAUUUUUGUUAUGUGCUAGAACAUCAUAUGAAGAUACCAUCUCUUGCCUUAAGGAUUUCAUAUGCUUUUAGGAGAAACAAGCAUAAAAACAAAAAAGCUAUACUAUUAUAAUUUAGGUAUUUGUAAAAAUAUGUAUAAUACGAUAUUAGGGUACAGGACAUCAACUCAUUUUUAAUUUCAAGGCCUUCUUCAUGGGUCCAGCAUGAUCAGACAUCACGUUGAGCCAUGUGACAGAUGGUUCAGAAAGGGAAGAGUUGAUUAUAAACAAGGCUAAUCUAGUAAUUUAAGCAAGAGAAAGUGGCUACCUGGUGCGGUAGGGUCUGAAACACAUUUUAGAUGUAGUUAUAAAUGUAGAGUUAACAGGAAUCUUGGCAAAAUAUAGAAUGUGAGGAAAAGGAAAGACUCGUAAGAUAACUCCCAGAUUUCUGGCCUGUGGUUCAUACUAGGUACUGUUAAGUAAGAUUGGGAAUAUAGGAACAAACAGUAUAUUUGUUUUGAGUGGAAAAUAGUCAGCUUUGGACAUUUUUAAUAUGAGGUACCAGCAGAGUUUAUGAGUAGCUGUAUCAAAGAAGCAUUUAAACAUAGAUCUCUGGAUCUCAGAGAGAAGCCAGGGUUGGAAAUUCAGGUCCAUAUUUCCAGCUGCACAUCAAAGGGGUGAGUCAGCUUCAGCACACCAUAUACCCUAGCAGUAUUUCUAAUGAGUUGAAUAAUGACGGCUAACACACUAUGGACUGUCAUAUGCCAGGCACUUUUACUUUUAUUCUUACAGUCCUAACAAAAAUCCUGUGAUAGGCACAUUUUUAACUCCUCCCACUUUUGAAGGUACAGAAUCUAAAGCUCAGAAAAGUUAAACAAAUUGCCCAAGACUCCUCAGCUAAUGAGUAGCAAAGCCAGAUGUUGAAUUCAUACCUGUCAAAAUUCCAAAGCAUAGAGAAAGCAUUAUGCUAUACUGCUUUCUUAUUAUAUUACCUAUCAUUUUAUUGAGUCCGUUUACUAAAUUACUGCUUGGCAGUUUACUAAAUUACAAACAUCUCAGAAGAAGGUGACUUUGGGAAAGCGUGACCUUCUGGAGAAAUGUUUUGAUGUCAAUAAAAGGAAAGAUAUUUUCUAGAAGUUUUAUGUAUGCUGUAUGUAUGUGUAAAUAAGCAUUAUUUGUAAUUUUUUCCCACACUUUUUCUAUAAGAUUUUCAGUUUUGCUCAUAAAGUUUGUCAAUACCACCAUCCAUUUCAAAAAUCGUAUCCAAGCAGAAGGUGAGUGAUUGCAAGCUGAAGUUUGAGGGAGGAUUAGUUUAUUUGGUUCAUCUGGAUAUCAGGACUUGAUACAGCAAGCAAAAGACAGAACAAGAAUCCAGGGAAACAGCAAAGUUAACUCAGAAAGCACUGAAUGCAGCAAAGUAACAAUGGAUCUCAAAUUCAACAAUUCCAGGAAAUAUAUUUCUAUCACUGUGCCAUCCAAAACCCAAACAAUGUCACCACACAUCAAGUCAAUUGAUGACAUUGUGGUUCUUGGCAUGAAUCUCAGCAAGUUUAACAAAGUUACUCAAUUUUUCAUAUGUGUUGCUGGAGUUUUUGUAUUUUACCUAAUUUAUGGAUAUUUGCAGGAAUUAAUAUUUUCAAUGGAGAGUUUUAAGUCCUAUGGCUGGUACCUUACUUUAGUGCAGUUUGCCUUUUACUCCAUAUUUGGCCUAAUAGAACUUCAGCUUAUUCAGGACAAAAGGAGGAGAAUACCAGGAAAAACCUACAUGAUAAUAGCUUUUCUAACUGUGGGUACUAUGGGAUUAUCAAACACUUCCUUGGGCUACCUGAAUUACCCUACCCAAGUCAUCUUCAAGUGCUGCAAAUUGAUUCCUGUUAUGCUAGGAGGAGUUUUUAUUCAAGGAAAGCGUUACAAUAUUGCAGAUGUGUCUGCCGCCAUAUGUAUGAGCCUCGGUCUGAUAUGGUUUACCCUCGCUGACAGCACAAUUGCACCAAAUUUCAACCUGACAGGUGUGGUGCUUAUUUCCCUGGCACUAUGUGCAGAUGCUGUCAUUGGAAAUGUUCAAGAGAAAGCUAUGAAACUUCAUAAUGCUUCUAAUUCUGAAAUGGUGCUGUAUUCGUACUCAAUCGGUUUUGUGUACAUUUUACUGGGAUUAACAUGCACUAGUGGAUUAGGCCCUGCAGUAACAUUUUGUGCAAAGAAUCCAAUUCGGACCUAUGGUUAUGCGUUCCUUUUUUCCCUUACUGGAUAUUUUGGAAUCUCCUUUGUUCUGGCUUUGAUUAAAAUUUUUGGUGCACUUAUUGCUGUCACAGUGACAACAGGAAGAAAAGCAAUGACCAUUGUACUUUCGUUUAUAUUCUUUGCUAAACCAUUCACAUUUCAGUAUGUAUGGUCUGGUCUGUUAGUUGUCCUUGGUAUAUUUCUCAAUGUUUACAGCAAAAAUAUGGAUAAAAUAAGACUACCAUCACUGUAUGAUUUGAUAAACAAAUCAGUGGAAGCAAGAAAGUCAAGGACGUUGGCACAAACUGUGUAGACAGUGAUUUGUUCUAUAUUAAUUUUAAGGGAACAAUCAUCAAUUAAUUAACUUGCCAAAGGGACUGAUAAAAAACCAAAGGAUCUGGAGGCAUUGCUAUCCUGUUUGUGGAUAGAUGACAUAUGACGUUGUUUGUGGUGUCAGCCUUUUCUUCAGAGCACUUAUUUGACUUCUGAAGCAAUCAAGAGAGCUGUGUCUAGCACACUUUACAGUUAAACGUCAAUAUGAAGGAUUGUACUUCCUAGCAGUUUAUUGAGAAUUUCACUGGAAAUGGACCAUGUAUUGCAAGACUAAUUGGCUAUAAUUUUGACAUAUCAAAGAAAUUGCUAUGUAAUAGCAGAUUGUUUUAUAUUCAUUCCAUUUUGAUGCUGUUAUUUAAAUUGAUUCUCUGUUAUAAGAGUAAACCAAUGAGUUGUCUGGACAGAAAACAUUCAUUAUAAAUAAAAUUAUUCUGUGAUCUUUUUUCAA